AUGAAUUGGGCGGACCAGUUUGAUGGAUCGACCUUCAUCCAAGAAGAAGACGGUCCCACAAUCGAAAAGGGACACCCAGUGAACCAAGGUAGACACUUGGCUGCAACAAGAUCCAACCCUCUUCCGCCUUCUUCUUCUCCUCCUCCUCCGGCACGGUCGACUGAUCCCCAUGAAAACAUUCGCGCCUGGCUCUCCGGCGUCACCAUCGACGAGGAGAGCAAAUCCCUCGCAGCCGACGUGUUCCACGCGCUGGAUAAUCGCCAGCACCCAGCGACGCCUCUGGCAUCGGGGUACCAUCAGCCAGCAGCAGAUAAGCAGCAGGCGGCGGAGACCGGGCCGACGGUGAACGUGCACACCAUGGGCCCGGGCUUUAUUGGGCGGGCGCCAGCGUUUGGGUCGUCCGAGUUCUUUGCCAAUAUGGUUGUUGUGGCCAUCUUGCUGCUGUUUGCGCCUGGGUUUACGCUCUUGGCGGCUGGGGUGUUUUUUACGUCUAGGGUUGCGGAGAGGUGGGCUGGGCAGGAUUGA
This is a messenger RNA of Colletotrichum orchidophilum, 525 nucleotides long. RefSeq lists its product as uncharacterized. The transcript has 2 exons. Bases 1 to 525 code for a protein of 174 amino acids. NCBI's taxonomy places the organism in Eukaryota, Fungi, Ascomycota, Sordariomycetes, Glomerellales, Glomerellaceae. The record is from RefSeq and is a predicted model, not a curated record.